AUGUAUUGGGUUUCAAGCAUCCUGAUAGCCCUUGUGGCAACAGCCUCUGUCUCCGACGCUAUCAACACCAGCGACAAGGAUAUGGAAUGCAUCGACGGCCUCUACAUCGUCGUCGCCAGAGCCACAAACGAGCUUCCCGGCCCAGGCGAAAGCGGACGCAUCGCCAACCGUGUGGCCGACCGCAUUCUUGGAUCCAAAGUUGUUGGCCUCGAUUAUCCAGCCCAGUUCAUAGAACCCUUGUACCCUGAUUCGCAGAGAAAAGGCCAGGAGGCUCUCAAGGCAGUCCUGGAGGACUACGUCGGCAUGUGUCCCAAUGGAAAAUUUGCAGUAAUCGGUUACUCUCAGGGUGCUCAGGUUACUGAGGACAUCAUCUGCGGAACCAGUGGAGGUUUUUUCAGCAUGGUCGAGCCCAUCGAUUUGAAAAUAGCCCAAAGCAACUUGAUAGCAGGUAUCCUCUUUGGCGAUCCGACACACGUCAGAGGCUCCAACUUCAGCGUCGGCACUGCCCAAUACAGCGGCAUCUGGAGCCGCAAAUCGAGCAGUGUCGAUCGCUGCGAGUCCCUUUCUGAUCGCAUCCGUUCCUAUUGUGACAAGGGCGAUGCGUUCUGCGACAAGGGGUCUACUGUUGACGAGGAGGUACAUCGUAUCUAUAUUAAGCUCUACGGCGAUGAAGUCGUUGACUACAUUGCCCAGCGCUGGAAAAAUGUCACGGGAAGCAGCCCAAGGCAGGAGAGUGCUGAGAGUAUCAAGAGGUGGGGAGGGCCAAACAGCUCGGCCUACAAAGGGAGUACCCAAAUUCCUGACGACAAGACCGGAGGGGGUGAUUCGGAGAACAAUUCGAAUGACAGCAGCACCAAUAGUGGCAAGGGCGAGAAUCCAGAUGUUGAAGAGGGGGCUGCUGCCAGUCUCCGACCCAUUGCCGGCUUGACCCAUGUCGGGCUACCACUGUUCCUUCUUUAUCUGUACCACAUACUUCAUUAA
Molecule: messenger RNA, 981 nt
Organism: Clonostachys rhizophaga
Lineage: Eukaryota; Fungi; Ascomycota; Sordariomycetes; Hypocreales; Bionectriaceae
Source: the annotation of a GenBank genome assembly